AUGAAGACAUAUAUGGAUAGCGAUGAGUAUAAAAAAGAAGUUGAAGCAAAUGUAAAGGCAGAAAAACUUUUACAGUUGCAAAACCAAACCGUACAGUAUGAAAACUUAGCACAAGAAAGUAAAAAUAAUGACGCAGCCAUGCAAAAGGCAAUGAAAAGCGCAGAUAUUAUAAAAGCUAAUAAUGACUGGUUAGAUGCCCAAGCCAACGCUAAAGCAGCCCAACUUAUAGGGUCAAUAAGGACAAAAAUACAAGCGGAUGAAGACAGUUCAAAUGAAGCUUUAAUGAAUGCUGACUUUAAGAAUGCCUUUGAAGCUCUUCAUAGUAAGGUGAAACUAGUGAACGACUUCUCAUCUGGAAAGAAACUGAAGUCUGAAGGUUUCGACAAAGAGUUAAGAGAAGUAGCACAAAAUAUGACGAAAAUAACAGAUGCAGCAACGAGACAGGCAGUUCAAAGUGCCUAUGACGCCGUUAGAGCAGCUGUUGUGGAAAGUCAAGAAAAAGAGUUACAACAGACCAAAACAGACCUAGUAAAUGCUUUCUUAAAAACGAAAAGUCAGGUAGGACAUUAUGCUGCAGAUGGAACAUAUGUGCCAGCUGGUGGAACUUAUAUACCAUCAAACCCUCCAAGAGAAGCACCUGCACCAGGACUACCUAAAACAUUUACAUCGUCACAUGGACACAGACACAGGCAUGCACCAAAACCAACACAACAACCAACAGUUCAAAAUCCAGCACCACAACAACAACCAGCACAGCAACCAACAGUUCAAAAUCCAGCACAACAACCACAAACAGUUCAAAACCCUGCACAGCAACCAACAGUUCAAAACCCUGCACAACAACAACCACAAACAGAGCAAGGACAUAAAAGAAGUAGAGAAAAAGGAAACCAAGAAUUCUUAAAAAUGCUUAAGGAAGAUUAUGGUUACCCAGAUACUCUUGACUUUAGUGACAGAUAUAAAGAAGCUAUUAGAAAGUUCAAGGAAGGAAAUACUGACCCGAACCUAUUUAGCUUUAUGGUUCAGCAUCAAAUCGGAUAUAAUCUCAAACCUGGAAAAUACAAGCUCGCAAAGGGAUAUGAUUUAAUAGCAUAUCAUCCAAAUGACAUGGAUGAAUUUACUCCGAGAUAUUUGAUGUCAGAGCUAAAUGAUAAUUCAACUCUCUUCAUGAAACGCGUAAAAAAUAGAGACGGAACGAAAGAAGAAAGGUUUAUGAGUCCGGAUGACUUAGAUAGGGAACUUGUUAAAAACGGUCUCGGAAUAUAUGAAAUGCCACCAGAUGAGGUACAAGAAACUCCACAGGAAGAAGUUCAGAUACAACCAGACAUGGAAGAAAUAGUUCAGCAACAACAGCUAGAAGAGCCUGAAGGAAACGAACAAGUCCCUCCUUUGGAAACUAACUUCACAGAACUAGAUGAAGAUUUGGAACAGCCGAAAAAUCUUGACCCUCAACAAGAGUAUGAGGUGAAUAUGGAAUCUUUCCAAGAGUCUAAGAAAAAUUCGGCUGACAUAGUAGAAGAAUAUCGAAAAAUGUUCACCGACAUACAAAAGACUCCAACAUCAGAUGAAAAUAUUCAGCAUAGAAUGGAA
Messenger RNA from Trichomonas vaginalis G3, 1590 nucleotides. RefSeq names its product protein of unknown function, DUF4106 family. The annotation marks the transcript as partial. Lineage: Eukaryota; Parabasalia; Trichomonadida; Trichomonadidae. The record is from RefSeq and is a predicted model, not a curated record. The transcript has a single exon.